Molecule: messenger RNA, 1946 nt
Organism: Zea mays
Lineage: Eukaryota; Viridiplantae; Streptophyta; Magnoliopsida; Poales; Poaceae
Product: actin-97
Exons: 5
Coding region: 419-1552 (377 amino acids)
Source: RefSeq, a predicted model, not a curated record
GAGGGAAGAGGGAAACAAAUAUCCAUUUCACGCGUGAGGCAGGAAUACCUAGAGAAAGAUACAUCAUUUUUAAGACACCUUGUUAAUGUAUGUGCUGGCCACAAGCAAGUCCAGACGAGUGCACUAUUUUUUCCUUAAAAAAAUACUCCAUUCGUUUUAAAUUAUAAUUCGUUUAACUUUUCAGUCCAAAUUUGAUCGGCUCAUUUUAUUUAAAAAAUUCAUAAUUAUUCGGAAUGAGUAUUUUAGACUAGCCGUCGAUGCAUAUACCACCUGCAUUCCCCUUUCGUCCACUGCAUUUUAUCCUUCCUGGUGCUCUGUCCACCUCUCUCGCUCUGGGCCGCCGCCGCCGCCCUAAGCCACGUGCUGAGGCUUUCGUUGGUCUCUUCGCCGGCGACGAGCACCCAGCAGUUCUGUAGAAAUGGCUGAUGGUGAGGACAUCCAGCCUCUUGUCUGCGACAAUGGCACUGGAAUGGUCAAGGCUGGUUUUGCUGGCGAUGAUGCACCAAGGGCGGUUUUCCCUAGCAUUGUUGGCCGUCCUCGCCACACUGGUGUCAUGGUAGGGAUGGGACAGAAGGACGCAUAUGUUGGCGAUGAGGCACAGUCCAAGAGAGGUAUUCUUACGCUCAAGUACCCGAUUGAGCACGGUAUUGUGAGCAACUGGGAUGACAUGGAGAAAAUCUGGCAUCAUACUUUCUACAACGAGCUUCGUGUUGCCCCAGAGGAGCACCCUGUGUUGCUCACCGAGGCUCCUUUGAACCCAAAGGCCAACAGGGAGAAGAUGACCCAAAUUAUGUUUGAGACUUUCAAUGUUCCUGCCAUGUAUGUUGCAAUCCAAGCGGUGCUCUCACUCUAUGCUAGUGGGCGUACUACUGGUAUUGUACUCGACUCUGGUGAUGGUGUGAGCCACACUGUGCCCAUUUACGAAGGAUAUGCCCUUCCUCAUGCCAUUCUUCGUUUGGAUCUUGCUGGUCGGGACCUCACAGACUCCCUCAUGAAAAUUCUCACUGAGAGGGGUUACUCCUUCACAACCUCAGCCGAGCGAGAAAUUGUAAGGGACAUCAAGGAGAAGCUAGCAUAUAUAGCCCUUGACUAUGAGCAAGAGUUGGAAACUGCCAAGAACAGCUCUUCAGUUGAAAAGAGCUAUGAGCUACCUGAUGGACAAGUAAUCACCAUUGGUGCAGAGAGAUUCAGGUGCCCUGAGGUCCUCUUCCAGCCGUCGAUGAUUGGUAUGGAGGCUGCUGGAAUCCAUGAGACAACAUACAAUUCAAUCAUGAAGUGUGACGUGGAUAUCAGGAAGGACCUCUAUGGUAACAUUGUGCUCAGUGGUGGUUCGACUAUGUUCCCGGGUAUCGCUGAUCGUAUGAGCAAGGAGAUCACUUCCCUUGCACCAAGCAGCAUGAAGAUCAAGGUCGUUGCACCGCCUGAGAGGAAGUACAGUGUCUGGAUAGGAGGGUCGAUCCUAGCCUCGCUCAGCACUUUCCAACAGAUGUGGAUAUCGAAGGAGGAGUACGACGAGUCUGGCCCGGCAAUUGUUCACCGGAAGUGCUUCUAGGGUUUCACAAGUUCCUCGUCGUUACCUAGUCUCAAAUUAUGUCCCCUCCAUUUCUCGAGAUAUGUGUGGCAGAUUUGCAUGAUACGUUUGUUUGUUUCCAUCGGACCUGAAGUCUUCUUGGGGAUAGGCUCCCCCCUUUGUAUGUUGUGGCUCCAAUCCAUGUGCGAGCACGCUGUGUCUGUCGUGACACCUGGUUCGUGAGAUGGGUUGUCAAACUUGAUUGGUUUGUUGUGCGUGGCUGGAAGAGCUGAUAGUUAUAUAUUUGGCUUGGACUGUGCCGCUUGUAUGUAUCUGAAUUCUGAAAGCGUUGUAAUCUGAGCAUCCGUGCAAAGUAUGAAUGGCCCUUUUAUAUGGGCUGGAUUUUCCGGUUUCUAUACAAUUUGGUGUUUGUCGA